Caenorhabditis elegans is the source of this 4213-nucleotide messenger RNA. It is a transcript of the gene ceh-44, whose product is annotated as Homeobox protein cut-like ceh-44. Gene Ontology annotation, biological process: cell differentiation; regulation of DNA-templated transcription. Gene Ontology annotation, molecular function: DNA-binding transcription factor activity, RNA polymerase II-specific; DNA binding. The transcript has 11 exons. Gene Ontology annotation, cellular component: nucleus. The coding region runs from base 1 to 3822 and encodes 1273 amino acids. NCBI's taxonomy places the organism in Eukaryota, Metazoa, Nematoda, Chromadorea, Rhabditida, Rhabditidae. The record is from RefSeq and is marked reviewed.
AUGGAAAUCGUCUCAAGAGCAUGGGAAUCUGUAGAUUGGGACCGAAUUCAAACAAGAGUGGAGGCUGAAGUGACAGCACUUGGACAACGACAAGAUGACAGUGAAAUUCGUAAAACACGAUUGGUUGAGGAGAGUAAUGCAUAUAGAGGCAGAACUAAUAAGGACAGUCGAAAGGUGGCGAUCCCUCUGAUCAAGGCAUUUCAAAGCGAGUUUGACGGUCUUCUAGCACGGAGCACAGCUGCUGAAAAUGCACUGAUUGAUAUCUGUAAAUCGAUUGUCAGCCUGCCAGACCCGAAAAGUUUGCUGAAAGGUGCAGAAGCCUGGAAGAACGACGCUGAAAAAACACAAAAAGCAGUUGAAGAACGUGAAGAAUUGAAGCGUCAACUGAUUAAAGUGAAUAACGAAUUGGAAGAUCUUCGUGGAAAGGAUGUUAAAGUACGAAAAUUGAAGGAUAAGCUUGCGAAGUUGGAAUCCGAACAAGACAUUUUUAUCGAAAACGCCGUCAACGAAGUCGAAAAAAAGGCGGAACAAGAGCUUAACGAUCGUCUGACAGAGUUAAUCGCUGAAAAAGAGAAAAUGAAAGAACAAAAUGAGAUUUUGGAGAAGAAUAUGGAUAGUCUCGAGUCGAAGAAUAAGGAUAUUCAAAGAAAACUCGAAAUUGCCAAACAAACUGUCGAGCAGAAGGAUGGGCUCGAGAAUGAGCAACUUUCGAUUGCAAUGAAGGAUUUGGCUGAUGCUAAACACAAAAUUGUAUUUCUCGAGGAACGUGUCUCCCAACUGGAAAAUGAAGCCGAAAAAGUGAAUGAAAGUAAAAAAGCGGGAAAUAUAGAAGAUAUUGCUGCACUUGGAAGUGUUCUUGUACAAAAGGAUGACGUCAUUCAACAGCUCACUAAUGACAUUAAACGACAUGAAGCUUCACACGUCGAAGAGCUCGCAAAAUGGAAAUUGGCAGUUUCGGCGGUCGAAAAGAAGAAUAAAACGUUGAUUGGUGAGCUCAAUGAGCUGAAGAAUCAAUUGGAGAGCCGGAAUGAUUAUGAGGCUAUUAAGAAUGAAUUGAGACUUCUUCGCGAAAUCGAAUUCGGAGAUUCUGCCGAAGCGAACGCCGAAUCAAUUGAACGACUCGGUGAAACUGUGGAGACGCUGGAUCGCCUGCUCGCCGAGAAAAAUCGCCGUCUUCAGAAUGAAAAUGCUAGUCUUCGAGUUGCAAAUGAUGGAUUUAAAGGCGACGAAGUUAUGAAGGCAAUCGUCUCAGGUAGCCAUUCCCGAGUUGUGGAGACUGUUGGAAAACGAGUCGGGGCCGAGGAGGCGAACAGCUAUCGGCAGAAGAAUACGGAUUCUGAACUUAUUGAAAAAAUCCAAGAGGCCAAGCGGAAUAAGGCAGUUUGUGAGCUGAAAUUCGAGGAUCCAACGAUCAAUGUGCUCACCUAUUUGAAGAAUCAGAAAGCUAAGGAAGCUGGGAAACGGGAUGCUCCUACUCCGAUUUUGGCGGCUCCGGUCACUCCGAAGCACGUCACCAAGCUCGGAACUCAUACGAUCACAACGACGGCUCUUCCGCCACGGACACAGACCGCUGAGACGACACAAUCUAUCCUUCAGCGUCUUUCCAAUGGCUCGAACAAGCAUCUGCUGAACGAGGACUUGAAGCUUUCGACGGUGCUCAAUUUGAAGCGAUUCUCGGGAAAUCCGGCGAAACCGUUAGAAGCGAAGACUUCGGAGGAGCAGAAAGCCGAACUGGAGACUAUUGAGAAGAUGCAGAAGCGGAUUCAAGUGAAUGUUCAAGCUUUGAAUGGGCAUCCUCUGAAUACGACAGAAAUUGCAUCUCACUGCAAACGGCUAAUGAUUGCUUACAAUAUUGGUCAACGGCUUUUUGCCAAGCAUGUGAUGAAUCAGGUUGUUAAGUCGCAAGGAUCACUUUCGGAACUUCUCUCGAAACCUCGGCAUUGGAAUAAGCUGACGGAUAAGGGUCGAGAAGCAUUCCGUCGGAUUUAUGGAUGGAUUAGUGACGAUGAGGCUAUCAACUUGCUGUGCUCGCUGAGCCCACGACGAGUUUGGCCGGCGGAUCAAAAUAUUGAGCAUCCGAAAGCCGAGACACUUUUGGACACCUCGGAUCCAAUGGAGUUUAAGGAAGAGCCUGUGAUCCGAUAUGAUGUCACUCCGAAGGUGGAACCAGUUAUUGAGAAGAUUAAAUCACCUGUAGAGAGCCCGUGUAGCUCACAAGCUGGAGCAUCGUCACUUCGAGCUAGCCGAUGGAGACAUGACGAUAUUUCGAAGGAGAAGAUUUUGAGCAUUUUGCAGACGGAGCUUAAGAAAAUUGAAGAGGAAACUACGGAGUCGAAGGUUGUUGUUCCAGUCAAACCGACGGCAACUGGAGGGAAUCGUCGCUUUUCUUCCAAUUCCACGUAUGAAUCCUCCUCGCUCACUGGAAAAUCUAGGCCAUCAACUGUCGAGCUCAUUCUGAAGCAGAGAAUCUCAACUGGGCUUCAACCUCUGACUCAGGCACAGUAUGACGCCUACACCGUUCUCGACACGGAUUUUCUUGUCAAGCAGAUCAAAGAGUUUUUGACAAUGAACUCGAUUUCUCAGCGACAAUUCGGAGAAUAUAUUCUUGGUCUGAGCCAGGGGAGUGUUUCGGAUUUGCUCGCAAGGCCGAAAACAUGGGCUCAGUUGACUCAAAAAGGCCGCGAACCAUUUAUCCGAAUGCAGUUGUUCAUGGAUGAUGUCGAAGCGUCGGAGGAGAAUGAUGAAAAGCAACCGAAGAUCACGAUUUGCGAUGAGGACAGUGAUUUGGCGAAGACUUUGGCUACACUGCUCAACGCGGUGCACAGGGAGCCCAGUGAGCCGAAAACCAGUGUGAAGCUUGAACCACUUUCGGAAAUUGAUGUGAUAAUGCAAGUUCCAAGUGCCAGUAAGCCCAGCAGCGUCGUAAAAUCGAUUGACGAAUCCUCCGGAGAGGAGAUUCUCGACACAUUCGAAAUUGUAUAUCAAGUGAAAGGAAUUCUAGAAGAAAAUGGGAUUUCCCCUCGAGUCUUCGGCGACGAAUAUCUCCAUUGUACCUCAUCAAUGUGUGCUGACUUGAUGAUUCGAACAAAAUCAUUUGAAAAUUCAAAAGCGUCGGAAAAAUUGAUGUAUACCAGGAUGAAGACGUUCCUGUCGGAUCCUAUUGCAAUUCCGCUGCUCGUCGAGAAAGAGGAGAGCAAGGAGACUGUCAAGGCGAAGAUUGAAAGUGUUCCAGCACCACGUGAAGCUCCUCGUCCAGUGAAGCGGAAGCAUUCUUCUGACACUGAUGACUAUGAUCUUAACACAAAGAAGCCUAUCCAGAGAACUGUUAUCACUGAUUAUCAGAAAGAUACUCUGCGAUUCGUGUUUGUUAAUGAGCAGCAUCCUUCCAACGAACUUUGCGAGCAGAUAUCUCUAAAACUGGAUAUGUCACUGAGAACCGUCCAAAACUGGUUCCACAAUCACCGAACUAGGAGCAAAGCGAGAGAGAAGGAGGGAAAAGUGUACUCUGAUGCUCUACCCAAUGGAACAGCAGUCAAAAGUCUCACCUGGAAGGAUGAUCUUCAGAAGAUGCUCGACGAAGCGCCGGCAAUCACUAGCCAAUGGGCUCCGGACUAUCAAAAUCGGGCGGGAUCCGUAAAAAGCUCGACUUCGGCGGAUUCUCCGACAAAUAACAAUUAUAGCUCGCCGAUUUUCAGUUUUGACAAAGCUUCGACUACUUCCACUGUGAAGAAACCGUCGUCAACUGGAAAGUUGGAUAAUCUGGUGGCUCGGAUGAUCAGAUUAGCCGAAGGACGAGAAGCGGCGGCGGCGAAAGCUUCCUAAACAGGCCUUGCCUACACGCCUGUAGGCAUCGUUGUGCCUGAAACCCCCAAAAGUGGCUGGUUCCACGUAUUCUAACCAAGUUGUUCAAUUACUUAUUCAAUCAAUUAUAUGUAUUUUUUUUAGUUCUUUUCCCUUCAUAAAAUGUCUGCCUAGACUGCCUGCCUAGGCACGUAGGCAGGCAGGCAGCUACCUAAAUUUCCCGAUCUCCUUUUGCAGCUUUCACUUUUCCCCCCUCUUAUAACCAUUCCAUUCUCUAAUCAUUGACCGGUAAAUCCCGCUUGUUCUCCAGAAAAAAAAUGAUUCUCAAAUUAUUAUUAUUCAAUUGAUCUCUCUCUUCUUAUUUGCAAUGUUGUCAUUUUUCAAUAAAUUUUUAAAUUUACAGAAAAAAAAA